Molecule: messenger RNA, 1401 nt
Organism: Jatropha curcas
Lineage: Eukaryota; Viridiplantae; Streptophyta; Magnoliopsida; Malpighiales; Euphorbiaceae
Gene: SNRK2.7
Product: SNF1-related protein kinase 2.7
Biological process (GO): protein phosphorylation
Molecular function (GO): protein serine/threonine kinase activity; ATP binding
Source: RefSeq, a predicted model, not a curated record
AACCCCACAAAAGCAUUUAAAUUCGUGGCCAUGAAAGCCAUGGAGAUUCUCAACGCAAACAAGUAAAGGGACAGUGCCAACACAACCAACUGAAGCAAUCAUCUUCAUCAUUCAAAUUAUAAAUUAUAAAUAUACACAUCAAAUUCAAAACUAAUUGUUCCAUUAUUUUCUUCAAGUCAAUUACUAUUAGCUCUGUCUCUGUAUACCCAUUUGCUAAUAGAUGGAGCGUUAUCAGAUAUUGAAAGAUAUUGGGUCUGGCAAUUUUGGUGUUGCUAAGCUUGUUAGAGAUACUUGGAGUGGUGAAUUAUAUGCAGUCAAGUAUAUUGAGAGAGGCCAAAAGAUUGAUGAGCAUGUGCAGAGAGAGAUCAUGAACCACAGGUCAUUGAAGCAUCCCAACAUAAUUAGAUUCAAAGAGGUUUUUCUCACACCAACUCAUUUAGCCAUAGUCAUGGAAUAUGCAGCUGGGGGAGAACUUUUUGAGAGAAUAUGCAAUGCUGGCAGAUUCAGUGAAGAUGAGGCACGAUUUUUCUUUCAACAACUAAUAUCAGGAGUUAGCUAUUGCCAUUCUAUGCAAAUUUGCCAUAGAGAUCUUAAGCUGGAAAAUACCCUUUUGGAUGGAAGCUCAGCGCCGCAACUCAAGAUAUGUGACUUUGGCUAUUCCAAGUCUUCUGUAUUGCAUUCUCAACCUAAGUCUACAGUGGGAACACCAGCCUAUAUUGCACCAGAAGUCUUGUCAAGGAAAGAAUAUGAUGGGAAGAUAGCAGAUGUUUGGUCUUGUGGGGUUACCUUGUAUGUGAUGCUAGUUGGCGCUUAUCCAUUUGAAGAUCCUGAAGAUCCAAGAAACUUCAGAAAAACUAUUCAGAGGAUUCUGAGUGUCCACUAUUCCAUUCCUGAUUAUGUUAGAGUUUCUGCAGCAUGUAAACAUCUUCUGUCUAGGAUUUUUGUAGCUAACCCAGAAAAGAGAAUAACGAUACCAGAAAUCAAAAAGCACCCUUGGUUCCUGAAGGACUUGCCUAAAGAAUUCAUGGACGAUGAGGAAGGAAUCCUGCAAAAUAAUGAUAAAGGUGAAGAAUCUCAAAGCAUUGAAGAUAUACUAGGUAUAAUUCAAGAGGCAAGAAAAGCUGCAGAGGGUCAAAAAAUUGGACAUUUAAUUGGAGGAAGCAUGGAUCUUGAUGAUAUAGAUGAUGCUGACAUUGAUGAUAUAGAGACAAGUGGUGAUUUUGUUUGUGCUCUAUGAGUGUAACUGAGAAUGGCAGUUUAAAGAUAUAUAAAGCCAUUAUUUUCACGUAUAGUCAGUUGAUUUUCUUUAGCCAAGGAAGUUAUUGUGUUUUUUCUUUUUGGGUUUGUGUAUAGAGACCAUUUGUAAUAAUUCUCUUAAUUCUGCUUUCCUUUCUUCCUAUC